AUGGACGUGUUGGCUGUUCCUGCAGACAGACGUAAAGGAUGGUACCUUUCUCUAAUGGCACCCAACACAAAAGGACCAACGUUUGCCUGGCUGGACCCGUCCAGACUUUACUGCAACUCACAGGCUCUUGCAGACUGCGUCAAAGACCUUCUCAGUCCAUUCCACAACGACACCAUUGACCUGGUUGCUGGGAUAGAUGCAAUGGGAUUCAUUCUUGGGGCGUCUGUUGCCACCACCCUGGGAAAAGGUUUCCUGGCUGUCCGCAAAGCAGGACACCUAUGUGUCGCAACCCAAAGCCAAAACUACUCCGACUACACAGGCACAGAAAAGACUAUGGAAGUAAGAGUGGAUCUGCUAAAACCAGGUAUGAGGGUGCUGCUAGUGGACCAAUGGAUAGAGACUGGAGGCACAAUGAAGGCUGCCGUCCAGCUGCUGGAGAGGCUGGGAGCCACUGUUGUAGGUGUAGCAGCCGUGGCCAUCGAGAACACCGAAGGAGGAAAGUGGCUUAAAGAAAAUUACAAAUUCUCUCACUGCAUCCCAGAGGAGCUCCAGAGCCACAUUGACCAGAAGUGUCUCGAGUCCCUCAAAAUUAAACUGAGCAACACCACAAGAAUCCACAUCCCACAGAGGAAAACUCUCUCCAGGCCAGGAAAAACUGAACUCAAAGAUGUCAGGAAGUUCUACUCCGGCGUCCCUCCUCCAGCUCUGACCACAGAAAAUCCCUCCCAUGAGCUGGAGAGCAGCCACAGUCUUUUUCCACUGAGAAAAAUCCUCACUUUCAGUCUGCACCUUUGA
This is a messenger RNA of Chelmon rostratus (copperband butterflyfish), 795 nucleotides long. RefSeq lists its product as uncharacterized. Lineage: Eukaryota; Metazoa; Chordata; Actinopteri; Chaetodontiformes; Chaetodontidae. The coding region runs from base 1 to 795 and encodes 264 amino acids. Gene Ontology annotation, molecular function: adenine phosphoribosyltransferase activity. The record is from RefSeq and is a predicted model, not a curated record. The transcript is spliced from 6 exons.